UUGUUAACAAUUCAAGCUGUAAAUUAGUUAUCAAAAUCACUUCUUUAUUCAAUUUAAUUAAAUUUAAAUGAAGUCCUAAUUAGCGUCUGGAUUAGCCGGUAGAGCUGCUGUAUAACGGAGCAGGAGCUCCAACGCAACACACAAACUCUCUCUAUUUGCCGACUGAAAGUUUGCAACUUUACUGAGAUCCAAAGAUGAUUGUAACGGCGAAGCUAAGAUUGAUGAAAACCAUGUGUUUUGCUUCAGCUUUCAGGAGCUUCCGCUUUCCAUUGCUAAGGGAAUUGGGAAUGGGUAACUUUCAAUCUCCAACCCUAUUAUUUACUUGUUCUUUCCAUUCUUCUUCGAGAGCAACUUCCGCUCACACGCAUAAAGAUGCAAGCUUGAUAUCUAAAUUCAAUUCUGCUUCUUUUAGGGACGUUGAUGAUGCCCUAGCUUCCUUUAAUCACAUCAUUCUUAUGCAUCCUCUGCCUUCUAUUGUUGAAUUUGGUCGAUUUUUAUCUGCUCUUGUCAGAAUGAAACAAUACCAAACGGUCAUUUGCUUGUCCAGAACAAUUGAGUCGCUAGGAAUCUCACACAAUGUUUAUUCUCUUGCCAUCUUGAUUAAUUGCUUCUGCCGCUUACAUCUAGUGGAUUUCGGGUUCUCAAUUUUCGGAAAAAUACUCAAAUUUGGAUUGGAGCCCGACAUUGUGACAUUUAACACCUUAAUUAACGGCCUCUGUCUAGAGGGUAAAAUCAAUAGAGCAGUAGACUUUGUCAAUGACAUGGUUGCAGGAGGUUAUCAACCUAAUGUUUGUACUUACACUGUGAUAGUAAGUGGUCUUUGUAAAUUUGGGAAAACAAAUGUGGCUAUUUGGUUGCUAAAAGAAAUGAUUGAGAGAGGUUGUGAGCCCAACGCUGUGACUUACACUGCAAUUAUCGAUGCCCUUUGCAAGGAUAAGCUAGUUGCUGAGGCUGUAAGCCUCUUCUCUCAAAUGAGGGAUAAACGCAUUUCACCUAAUGUUAUCACUUACACCUGCUUAAUUCAUGGUCUUUGCAAUUUAGGCAAAUGGAGUCAAGCUCGAGCCUUGUUGAAAGAAAUGGUGGGGCAUAACAUAUCACCAAACAUUUUUACCUUCAAUAUAUUGAUUGACUCUCUUUGUAAGGAGGGACUGGUUUCAAAUGCUCAAAGUAUAAUCAAGAUAAUGAUUCAAUCAGGUGUGGAGCCUAAUGCUGUCAGUUACAAUUCACUGAUGGACGGAUAUUGUCUGCGUAGCCAAUUGGAUGAAGCUAUACAAAUUUUUGAUUUGAUGGUACACAAUGGAAUAGUUGAUGCUUUUAGCUACAGCAUCUUGAUUAAUGGAUAUUGCAAGAGCAAAAGGAUAGAUGAAGCAAUGCAACUUUUUGGUGAAAUGCCUCAAAAAGGUUUUCUUCCUGACACUAUUACUUAUACUACUCUUAUACAAGGCUUGUGGAAUGCAGGGAAGGCGAGGACUGCACACGUUCUUUUCAACAACAUGUGUUCUCAUGGUCAUCAGCCAGAUAUAAUAAUUUUCUCAACUUUGCUUGAGGGCUUGUGCAAACAGGGGGAUCUUGAUGAGGCACUUACAUUAUUUAAAGCAAUGGAAAAGAGUCAAUUGAAGCCUAAUCAUGUGAGUUAUACCAUUUUGAUUGAUGGAGUGUGCAAAGCUGGGAAGCUUCAUGAUGCUAAGGAAUUUUUUUCUAGGCUUUUUGAAAAAGGUUUGCAGCCUAAUGUUUAUACAUAUAGUAUAAUAAUUAAAGGACUUUGCAAAAAGGGAUUGCUGGAUGAAGCAUACAAGGUGUUUAGAGGAAUGGAAGAUAGUGGAUGUUUACCGGAUGGUUGCUGUUAUAAUGUGAUUAUUCAAGGGUUUCUCAGGCACGCAGAUGUGCCAAAAGCAUCAAAACUUAUUGAAGAAAUGGUUGGCAAGGGAUUUUCUGCGGAUGCCACGACCACCAAAUUGGUAUUGUGUUUAUCCCGCAAUGGCCAUCCCAUUUUGAGAAAACUACGAAAUCAAUCUAAAGGUUUUAAAGGUGUAAAUGUGAAGUGAGAUGUUAUCAAUCAAUGCCUGAUCAACUGAUGCAGGAAGUCUUUGUUAUGCUGUAUAUUAUAGGCUGUAUAUGCUCAUUAACAUCAAUGAAUCUGUUCUAUUGAUACACUGUUCAGAAAAAGCAAGGUAAAGCCAAUUUCCUAUAUACAGUGAGUAUAGUGAAGAUGGUUGUAUUUGGCAUAGGAAAAUGGACAAAACAACUAUUGGGUAAGCAUAUGAACGACUUAAGAUUUCUUACUGCUUUCUCUUUUGAUGUCUUUCCCUUUCUCUACGGAGAAUGCAACUCCUAUUACAUUAUGUGCUAUUUCCAUUGUCAACGCAUUUUGUAAAUUGUUUCAGUUUUGGAAAAUCGUUUCUCAGCGCACUAUGAUGACAUUAAAUUUCAAACUUCUGUUAACUUCCUAAAAGAAAAAUACUCGCAAAACUCACUAUAUAUGUCCUUUUAUUUGGAGGAAUUGUAAUAGUAUUUGGAAUCUCCUAGCAAUAGGUGCUUAAUUCUCUGUGAGUUUACAUAUUUAUGAACCUUCUUCUGUAUAAGAAAUCAGUGCAUAUGGUUGUUUUUAACUUGCAAGCAUCAUGUGAUUGUGAUUCCAUAAGCACAACUCAUAAUGUGCCUAUUCCCUAAUUUGCUCCUUACACAUUAUUCUUGACUUGGUGUUGCAACUGCAAAAUGUAGCAAGUAGUUUGGCAAGAAGAAAAAAAAAAGGGAUAACUAAAAACAUCUAUAGAAUAUUAUGUGUGCAUUGUUAAAUUUAAUGGAAGGGGAAAAAAAGGAUAGUUUUGCUUGCUAUUUCGUGAAAGUGAACCUUCGCGAACUGUCUGAAUGGAUUAUGCAUUAACCAGGGUGGUAGAUAUUUCUAUUACAAGUGUUAGUGAUAUAUAUCCAACAGGCUAGGAAUGAUAUGUUUCUGAAAUUAUAGUUCGAUUUGAUGAAGUUCAUUGAGGUGAUGAGGAGAUGGUCUCCCAUUUUAACUUGGUCUGGGUCUGCCAUUGAGUACCCAAUGGAACAGGCUAUGUGCUUUUGUUUGGGACUGCUAGUCUUAUCAUUUUAUUGGUAUUAUUACCCACACAUUAAUGGAGGUCUCUGAUAAGGGCAGAGAUGAAAAUGGAUGGAGAAACUUGAAGAAAUAUGGCCAAGAGUUCGAGAAGGAAAAUCAGUUGCAGCAAUUUCGGGUUCAUAGCUGAGCAGAGAGGGAAAUUCUUUUGUGAAUGGAGCUUGCACGUGGGCAGAAGCAGAGGAGGCAGAAGCUUGAGGGAGUGGUUCUUUCUACUCUUUUCCAGCCUAUAAGGUCGGGGGGCCAGUUUGUACUUGCUUAGGUGAUUCUGCUCCCGGUUACUUCUGCUUGUUUUCUUUUCUAUACUCAUGAACGUUCUCAUGUCCUUUGUGGUGUGUUGGGAACAAAUAUUACAGAGCUUCUCAUGAAUGUUCUCAUGUCCUUCGUGGUGUAUUGGGAAUAAGUAUUACAGAGCUUGUCUUACUGUAUCAGUCUCUGCAUAAAUUAUAUGCAGAAUGAGUUAAUUAACUCUAUUAAUUUUCCUUGCUAACGAUUGAACUCAUUUAAAAUUUCAUCAUUUUUAGCAUCUUUGCAGAAA
Messenger RNA from Hevea brasiliensis (rubber tree), 3638 nucleotides. RefSeq names its product putative pentatricopeptide repeat-containing protein At1g12700, mitochondrial. The transcript is spliced from 2 exons. Lineage: Eukaryota; Viridiplantae; Streptophyta; Magnoliopsida; Malpighiales; Euphorbiaceae. The record is from RefSeq and is a predicted model, not a curated record. Bases 195 to 2045 code for a protein of 616 amino acids. Gene Ontology annotation, molecular function: protein binding.